Bactrocera oleae (olive fruit fly) is the source of this 4151-nucleotide messenger RNA. RefSeq names its product Neurospecific receptor kinase (gene Nrk). Gene Ontology annotation, cellular component: signaling receptor complex; plasma membrane. Gene Ontology annotation, molecular function: Wnt-protein binding; ATP binding; transmembrane receptor protein tyrosine kinase activity. Gene Ontology annotation, biological process: multicellular organism development; cell surface receptor protein tyrosine kinase signaling pathway; positive regulation of kinase activity. Lineage: Eukaryota; Metazoa; Arthropoda; Insecta; Diptera; Tephritidae. The record is from RefSeq and is a predicted model, not a curated record.
AUCAAAUAAAACAUGUAAAACAAAUAUUCCUCCUUAUUUCCUUGAUAGUGUAAUCUAGCCAAAUCAGCUGUUGAGUUUUUGUAUUUUUCUUCCUCUUUGCGUAGUCCUUUAUGUGCGGUGAAACAUCCCUGUGCUGAAGGAAAAACCACCCUUAAGUUGCCUACUAUCAAUUAUCCUCCCAAUUGUCAGUCACACUUCAUAAGGCGUCUUCAAAGGCAGAAAAAAUAAUUUCAGCACAAUUCAACUGCAAAAUAUUGUAAAAUAUAGUAUACUUUAUUAUUAACUUAUUACUAAAGUUAUAUUAAAGCUACUUGAUAGUUAAAAUGUUAAGAGGACAUCAUAAAAAUAAGUGAAAACUACAAUUUUUCACAUUUUCCAACCCAAAGGCGAUACGAUGAAGUGGUCGUGUAUUGUGCAAAAGGGGGCGCAACUAACAGAAAACACCAGAAGCCAUUUGGCACUAGGUGUGGGGAAUAGUGCGGCUGUUAGUGUUAAGCUUAAGAGGAAAUGUGGCAAAGGCGGCAAUUUCGCUGUGGGCCACUUUAUCGAUGCUUGUUGUUUUUUUAUUCGGACUUUUGUUUUGCUCGCGGUGGCUGCGGUAUUUUUGUUUACAAUCGACAGCGUCAAUGCCGUCGCUACUUCAUUGAAGGCGCCACUCGAAGGGGAUAGUGGAACAACAGCGGGAGGGCGACAUCACCAUCAACACGCUGCCGUGAAUGCCGCAGUAUUGCACGAAUACGAGCGCGAGGAGAAGGGCUAUUGUGCGCCGUACAAUGGUAUAAUUUGUAAGCAAUAUGUAAGCGGACAGGUAUGGUAUAGUCGUGAAGAUCCUACGGGCGGCUGGAAGAAUGAGCAAAUAACAACCGCAUUGUGGGAGGAAUUAAUUGCAGACCUUACGGGAUUAUGCCGCCAAGCGGCAGAGAAAAUGUUGUGCGCCUACGCAUUCCCCCAGUGUCAAAGAGUAAAUGGAAGUACAAUAAAGGUGCCGUUAUGCUAUGAAGAUUGCACAGCGACACAUCUACAAUUCUGCUACAACGAUUGGGUGUUGAUUGAGGAGAAGAAAGAGCGUAAUAUAUUUCUAAAGAGUCGUUUGCAUUUCCGCUUGCCCAACUGUGGCGUGCUACCAAGGCACAAUGCCACCGCAAAGAAACCGAAUUGCUCGUACAUUGGACUAACGGAGCUCAAAGAAGCUGAAGUAAGCUACGAUUGUCGGAAUGGCAACGGUCGUUACUACCUCGGCACGGUAAAUGUGACAAAAUCGGGUUUGCCAUGUCAACGCUGGGACGUGCAACAUCCGCACAAACACAUCCAACCGCCACAGGUGUUUCCACAAAUAGCGCAUGGUGAAAAUUACUGCCGUAAUGCCGGUGGUGAAGAACCCUAUCCGUGGUGUUACACGCUGGACGAGUCUGUUCGCUGGCAGCACUGCGAUAUACCACUCUGCCCGGACUAUAUUGAUCUGACUGCCAAAGAUCUCAACACACCCAUAAAAAUGGAAACCUUUUUCACACCAUCAAUGAUCUUCCUACUUGCCGGCAUCGGUUUUGUUGGCAUUGUGGCGCUGCAUUUGAUUAUUUUACUGGUACAUAAAAUAUCCAAGCACAAAGAGUUUUCGUCGCAACAACAACGCCAACCAGUACCAACUUCCGAGUGCAAUGUUACGAUGCGCGGCGGUGGCGAUUGCAAUUUGACAGAGAGCAGAGAAACUUUAGGUUCUAAUAAUGCGGUAGCCAUAAGCAACAAGUGUGGUACCAUUAAAAGUACAGCAACAGUGCACAGUGUAGCUGAGCCCAAAACAAAUUUAAACACCAAAUUGGAGAAACUGGAAUAUCCGCGCGGCGAUAUUGUCUAUGUGCGUUCGUUAGGGCAAGGUGCUUUCGGUAGAGUAUUUCAGGCUAAAGCACCCGGUCUUGUACCAGGCAACGAUGACUAUCUGGUCGCCGUGAAAAUGUUAAAAGACGAUGCCAGCGAUCAAAUGCAAAUGGAUUUCGAGCGUGAGGCCUGCCUCUUGGCCGAAUUCGAUCACGCCAAUAUUGUUAAGCUGCUCGGCGUAUGCGCAUUAGGUCGACCUAUGUGUCUGCUCUUCGAAUUCAUGUCACCUGGUGAUUUGAGUGAAUAUUUACGCGCCUGUUCACCCUAUGCCACACAUCAAAUACAACAACGCAAUCGACAGGAAUUGAAUGAGGGUCACUUAUUACAGAUAGCGGCACAAAUUGCUGCCGGCAUGGUUUAUUUGUCCGAACGUAAAUUUGUACAUCGCGACUUGGCCACACGCAAUUGUCUAAUCAACGAACAAAUGGAAGUGAAAAUUGCCGAUUUCGGUUUAUCACAUAAAAUAUACUUGCAAGACUACUAUAAGGGUGAUGAGAAUGAUGUUAUACCGAUACGUUGGAUGCCACUCGAAAGUAUAUUGUAUAAUAAAUUCUCCAUUGAAUCGGAUGUUUGGGCUUAUGGCAUAUGCUUGUGGGAGAUAUUCUCGUUCGCAUUGCAACCCUACUUCGGGCUGACACACGAAGAGGUGAUUAAGUUCAUCAAAGAAGGCAACGUGCUCAGCUGUCCGGAUAAUACGCCGCUAUCAGUGUAUGCUUUGAUGCGUCGUUGUUGGAAUCGUAAACCAAAUGAGCGUCCCAGUUUUGCUGAAAUCAAUCAUUGUAUACAACACAGUUUGGUGGAGUAUGAGUGCAAAACGAUGAUGUAGAGCACAUGGGGAAGUGAAAAAAGUAUAGUGGUAAUGAAAAAGUAACUGUACUUAUUUGCAACUGGCCAUAUACAAUACAUAAAUACAUCCAUACAUAUACAUAUAUACAAACAAAUAUUUUAGUAUAAGUAACAACAACAAACACUUCCGUUCGAAAAUACUCAGCAGUGGUUGGUUUAAAAUAUAAGUUUAUAAGAAAUAGCAAUAGUUUCGUAGAAAAGAAUUGUGUAACAACAACAAUAAGCACUAAGCACAAAUUAUGCAUUUACAAUUAGUACUUAUAUAAUAAUACUUACGAAAUAGUACACAGAAAAGUUGUGUUCAGGCAAUAAUUUAUGUAGUUGUGUGCAACGUAUGCAGUCCAGCUCAACAAGUUUCCUUACUUUUAUAUAUAUUUUUAUUAAACAAGUAUACUCAGUCAUCUAUUAUAAGGUAUAUUUGAAUUUUGUGCGUUAACUUCGACUGUAUCGAAGCUAUAAUACCCCUCACAGGUGCAUUUCUUAUAACAAAAAAAGGAUAUAAAAAGAUAUUUAUUUCGGAAAACGUACCGUUACCUUGGAUAAUAAUCCAUGCCAAAUUUCAUGAAGAUAUCUCGUCAAAUAAAAAAGUUAUCCAUACAAUGACUGGAUUCCGAUUAAUCAGUUUGUAAGGCAGGUAUACGCUAUAGUGGUCGAAUAUCGGCGGUUCCGACAAACGAGCAGCUUAUUGCGAAGAAAAUUUUGUGUGCAAAAUUUCCCAUCGAUAUCUCCAAAACUGAGGGACUAGUUCGCGUUAUAUACAGACAGACUUGACAAUUUUCGUAUCAAACUUAAUAUGCCCUGUUCAGGGUAUACAAAAUAUGAAAUUUAAUUUUUCAAUAGUUAUAGUUUUUUUUUUAUAACAAAAAUCUUCCUCAAACACGUUCCAAUCAUCGAGCAGCGCUAGUCUGCACUAUUCAACUCAACGAAUUAUACUGAUAAUUUUUAUAUAUUUAUAUAUAAGCAUACAAUAAUGCAUCAGCAGUCAACAUAUCCGAUGGAUUUUAAAUUAAACUAAUAAUUUUACAAUAACAAAGUAAUUUAGGUUGCUAUGAGUACAAUAUUUUUUAAUAAUUUAUGCACAAAGCAAAUAAAAGAGAUUUAUUUGUAAAAAUAUAUAUUAUAAAAAAAAUAUUAUUAAAGUCAAUAUAUACACAUGUACAUAAUAUACAGUGAAACAAACAAGCAUAAUACAGACAUAAUUGCAUAUUGUAUAACAAAUAACCGAUGUUUGUGUAAUAAAUAAAUAAAAUUUCAAAAAAAGACACUACAAAUUUUCAUACUAAAUAGUAAGCAAUGCGUACCAUGUUUAUAAAUAUAUACAUAUGUAGUUUCUUAUUAAAUAAAAAUUGGUGACAACAGUAAAGGAAAAUGUGUAUUGGAAUAAUGCUCAUUUAUAUAUUAUAUAUAAGAAAAUAUAUGCUCUAAAAUUUUUU